AUGAGUGAGGAGGAAACUGUUGAUUAUUUGUUUCACAAGGCAAAGAUUGAACCUGACAUUACUGGAACUGUGUGGCAAAGACUCGAAGAGGGAAGCCCCAAAUUUGUUAAGACCUAUCAUGUGAGUCUGGCUCUAAAGGCUCAUAUAAGAAGAUAUAAUGAGUUGCUCGAGAGACAAGUUGAGCUAAUGCGUCAGACAGGCAGAGGAGUCCCUUCAUCGUCGACGAAUGGAUCUCAGAUGCAUUCAAUUCUCAAUAACUCGGAUUAUCAAGCUCAACGGCUAGUAGAAAACAUGCACCAAGCUGUUACAUUAUUACCCGGUGAUGGUGUGCUAGUUCCAGUAAACAUGUCUGUGCCAGAAAAUGUGUUAUUAACUCAAAAUUCCAUCGUGCAAGGGAUGAAUGAUGUGAUGAUUGAAUCAGACAAAGAGAACAAACUCGCGUCUAUUUCACCUUUCACUAAUAUUGGGGAUCCCAUGGAGACGAGCUCAUUUGGACAGAUGGCACACAACUUGAGUAUCUCAGAUUUCACAACUUACUUUUCCAAUGAUACAGGUGGGCUCGAGAGUUACUCUAUGCAAGUUCCGGUCAACAUGUUUGUGCCAGAAAACAUGUUAUUUACUCAAAAUUCCAUCGGGCAAGGAAUGAAUAGUGUGAUGAUGGAAUCAGAGUCACAUGGUGGCUGUACAACACAAUUGGAGAAGCGUCCGUUUCAGCUUUCACUAGUGUCUAUAAUCCCAUGGAGACGAGCUCAUUUGGACAGAUACCGCACAACUUGA
Messenger RNA from Salvia hispanica, 777 nucleotides. RefSeq lists its product as uncharacterized. The record is from RefSeq and is a predicted model, not a curated record. NCBI's taxonomy places the organism in Eukaryota, Viridiplantae, Streptophyta, Magnoliopsida, Lamiales, Lamiaceae.